GCGCGCCGCGGGGCCACAGUGUGUACGCAGGGCCCGGGCGACCGAGAGACCAUGGACGCGCCGCGGGGCAUCGGCACCUUCGUGGUGUGGGACUACGUGGUAUUCGCCGGGAUGCUGCUCAUCUCGGCUGCCAUAGGCAUCUACUACGCCUUCGCGGGAGGUGGCCAACAGACCUCCAAGGACUUCUUGAUGGGCGGCCGCAGAAUGACUGCCGUGCCCGUGGCGCUGUCCCUCACCGCCAGCUUCAUGUCUGCCGUCACCGUCCUGGGCACCCCCUCGGAGGUCUACCGUUUUGGGGCCAUAUUCAGCAUCUUUGCCAUCACCUACUUCUUUGUGGUGGUCAUCAGCGCGGAGGUCUUCCUUCCCGUGUUCUACAAAUUGGGAAUUACCAGCACCUACGAGUAUUUAGAGCUCCGAUUUAACAAAUGUGUACGUCUCUGUGGAACAGUCCUCUUCAUUGUUCAAACAAUUCUGUAUACUGGAAUUGUUAUUUAUGCCCCUGCCCUGGCUUUGAAUCAAGUCACAGGAUUUGAUCUGUGGGGUGCAGUAGUGGCAACAGGGGUGGUCUGUACAUUCUACUGCACACUGGGUGGUCUUAAAGCGGUUAUCUGGACAGAUGUUUUUCAAGUUGGGAUCAUGGUGGCUGGAUUUGCAUCUGUGAUUAUACAGGCUACAGUGAUUCAAGGUGGAAUCAACACUAUUGUAAAUGAUUGCUAUAAUGGUGGAAGAUUAAACUUCUGGAAUUUUGAUCCCAAUCCUUUGCAAAGACAUACAUUCUGGACAAUUAUUAUAGGAGGGACCUUCACAUGGACCAGCAUCUAUGGUGUCAACCAAUCCCAAGUGCAGAGAUAUAUUUCCUGUAAAAGCAGAUUCCAGGCAAAAAUGUCUCUCUACAUCAAUCUUCUGGGACUCUGGGCAAUCCUUGUCUGCUCAGUGUUGUGUGGGCUUGCCCUAUAUUCCAGGUACCGUGACUGUGAUCCUUGGACAGCCAAGAAAGUAUCUGCACCAGACCAGCUCAUGCCUUAUUUGGUACUGGACAUUCUGCAAGAUCUUCCAGGACUUCCUGGACUUUUUGUGGCCUGUGCUUACAGUGGAACAUUAAGCACAGUGUCCUCCAGUAUUAAUGCAUUAGCUGCAGUAACUGUGGAAGAUCUAAUUAAACCUCACUUCAGAUCGCUCUCAGAAAGGUCUCUCUCUUGGAUUUCCCAAGGAAUGAGUGUGCUGUUUGGAGCUCUGUGCAUUGGAAUGGCUGCACUGGCAUCACUAAUGGGAGCUUUGCUGCAGGCAGCACUCAGCAUAUUUGGCAUGGUUGGUGGACCACUUCUGGGCUUGUUUGCUUUGGGCAUUUUGGUUCCCUUUGCCAACUCAAUUGGAGCACUUGUUGGUCUGAUGGCUGGAUUUGCUGUUUCUUUGUGGGUUGGAAUUGGCGCUCAACUUUAUCCUCCACUGCCUGAGAGAACUAUGCCACUAAGCCUUGAAACCUAUGGCUGUAACAGCACAUACAAUAUGACAAAUUGGGUGACAACCACAGAAAUGCCAUUUUCUACUAGUGCUUUUCAAAUACACAAUGCAGAAAGGACUCCACUGAUGGAUAACUGGUAUUCCUUAUCAUAUCUAUACUUCAGCACUCUUGGAACUUUGGUAACGGUAUUCAUGGGAAUGCUGAUCAGUUUACCAACAGGGUCCCGAAAGCGGCUGGAAUUGGGACUGUGUCCGACUGAAAAACCAGACCGGGUCCGGAACCAACUGGUUCCGUCUUAG
Messenger RNA from Ailuropoda melanoleuca (giant panda), 1761 nucleotides. RefSeq names its product solute carrier family 5 member 8 (gene SLC5A8). Gene Ontology annotation, cellular component: membrane; extracellular exosome. Gene Ontology annotation, biological process: sodium ion transport; propanoate transmembrane transport. Gene Ontology annotation, molecular function: organic acid:sodium symporter activity. The transcript has 14 exons. NCBI's taxonomy places the organism in Eukaryota, Metazoa, Chordata, Mammalia, Carnivora, Ursidae. The coding region runs from base 52 to 1761 and encodes 569 amino acids. The record is from RefSeq and is a predicted model, not a curated record.